Molecule: messenger RNA, 16907 nt
Organism: Pocillopora meandrina
Lineage: Eukaryota; Metazoa; Cnidaria; Anthozoa; Scleractinia; Pocilloporidae
Source: the annotation of a GenBank genome assembly
AUGUUCUGGAGAAUAUGUUUUGGAUUUUUAGCUUCUUUUAUCGCUGCUGGAAAUAUUCUCAUUAUCUGCAUAUUUUUUAAGCUGAGACGCCGAAAGCGUUCCUCGUUUCUUCUGAUAGGUUUGGGCGUGGCUGAUUUACUGGUUGGAGGACUGGCCAUUCCUCUUUUCAUAGCAGGAUAUGAAACCUCCUCAUUAACAACAGUGUUCGUGUUCGAACGUGUUGACAUUAACACACUUGCUGUUAUUUCCUUGGAGAGAAUGUUCGCAAUAGGUUGGCCACUUAGUCAUAGAACUCUAAACUUUCGUGUUUACAUCUGUGCCAUCGCCAUACCGUGGAUAAUAGCAGUAAUAUUCACUAUUCUCAUGUAUGCAAGCUCAAUCCUCGACAGCGACAGUGUAAUCUGCCUUCUCGUUUUGUUUCCCACUACACUUCUAUUGGUUAUGAGUGUAGCGUAUUAUGUCAUUUGGUAGAAACAGAAAUCACGCAUGGUUAACCACAAUCAUGUCAUUAGAGAAGUAAAACUAGGAAACACAUUAUUUAUAAUAACAGGAGCUUCUCUUUUAACAUGGCUUCCAUUUCAGAUUCUAAAUCUUUCGGCAUCUUUGCAUAUGAAUGCAAAUAUUCCUCAUAUGCAACUUAUGACACUAAUCGUCAAGGCUUUACAAUAUAGCAAUUCGUUCGUAAACGUAAUUAUUUAUCCACUAAGAAUCCCCGAGUUUAAAAACUGCCUGCUUCACUUACUUCGUUGUUGUGUAGUUCCCUCUCAGGUUUUUAACUCUGGGUUAUCUCCAUUAAUUGAGUCUGGGUCAGUUGUGUCCUUAGUAAGAUUUACAAGUACGCAGCUCUUAUCACCGAUCUCUAGGCAGGAAAGUGCGGUUUGAUGGCUUUAUUGUUGAAAUUCAUCACUCAACAAUUUUUACUGCCUCUAAGUGACAGAAUUGAGGGGAAAUCAUGCUUGUGAUAUAAAUCAGACUUCUGUUGAACGAUUGGACAUUUUGCUGAAACUUCCCAGGGUACACCGUGAAUCCUUAUCAUCUUUCCGUUUGAGUAUAAAAUUUAGAUUAUUUAAAGGAUCUCAAACUAGUUCAAGAUUAUGCCUCAAAGCCGAGGUAAAUCAGGAGUCCGAAAAUGGCGAAUUCAGAGUCCUUCACAUCAGCUGAGAUGAAUGAUCAUGAGGCUGAAGGUCACUCUUUCAUGCUAAUUCGAGCUCACAAAGUCAAUAUGAUACACCAGGGGAUGAAUAUAAUAAGAAAAGUGAAAUAUUUUAUGCCCUUGUUGAUCAUUAGAUUCAAGCAACGUAUAUAAUUCGUUAGCUCGGUGACAUUUUUCACACAUAAAAAAAGUUGCACUUUGGUUGUCUUGUGAUUUAAAAUAUUAUCAGACAGGAAAAUUGUAUUAAUUAUUAUUAAAUACAACUAAUUAAACCAAAGUUAAGCAUCUUUUAAUUUGCCGCUUUCUUCUCGUUUAUCAAUUAGUUUCACGUGGGUUACCAAAGAGAAACUUCACUUAGUCAUCUUGUUUCUCUUCGACGCCUAUCAUACUUGAUUUGAAAUAAAGUUAUACAAUGUACAAAACUAAGAGUAAGAGAGAGACAUUCAGUACUACAAAUGUUCAGGAGCCAUUCCCUACAAUGUUCCAUUGCACACUUGUAUAUUAUAUAAGUGCUUGAUGUAAAUUGUUAAAGACUGUUGAACGCGGCCAAGUUGCCUCGUGUUGUAAAUAACUCUUUGAUCUGAGGUAAUAAAUAUUGGAUGAAAAAGUUUGCCGUAAUUCCCGCCUCACUUACCUCAUAUUUCACUUAACUACAAUAAGAAAAGAUGGCCAACCGAAGUUUCUGCUAUCUGUAAAAAGCAGUCUGUAAAGCGGUAAUUAAAACCAGGUGAACAUAAAGAGACCCGUAAUCACUUCCUCUCUCCCAAAACAAGCUUCUCCUGACAUCCACUGGUAUGAGUUAGAGACUAAAAAGAAGAGUUUUUAAGGAAUUAACUGCUCACGAGGUGUUUUCAUUGAUUUAAAUUUACCAUGUUAGCUGUUGGCUAAUCUUGCACAAAAAAAUCUGCUGGAAUAACCAUAAUUUCCCAGAUUUUCUGUUCCCUUUGCAGCUGUAUGAAAGCUUUGAAUUGAUAAAUUAUUAAAGUUAAUCAAUAUUUUUUUGCAACUACUACGGACCGUUGAUAUUUUCAAAACUAGUUGUACCUGUGAAUAAAAAACAAGUUCUUCAUCGAAGCUAUAAUUGAAAAAAACAACUAGCAACGGCGAGUUGACGACAUAACACUUGAUUAUCGGUUUGGAUACGAAGAUAUCGAAAAGCACAAAAUAGCAGGGUAUUGGACCAGAACGAGAAAACCGAACGUAAAAUAAAGAAUAUUAUUAUCCAACUGCACCAAGUAGAGUACAAACAUCGCGGGAAUUGAGAACAAAUAUCCUGCGAUUUUGUACGGUUAUUUGGACGGUCGGUUAUUUUGUACUGUAUAAAAACCUGUUUAAGCAGUCGGCUUCGCGUGUUAUGUUAUAAAAUAUUUGAUCAUGAUCAAACGGAUGCACGCGGGAAGUUUGAAGAGCACCCAGAAAGCUCAAGUUAAAACUCUUAUUAAGCUUCUCCCGUGCUCUCCAAACUUCCCGCGUUCAUCCGUUUGUCGAUUGGCGAAGCACGGUUCUUGUCAGUUCGUUUACCAUUAGAAAUGUGGAAGGUUUCCCGUGAAAACAUCGUUUAAGGUUAUAAGCCUGUCUCAAUACUUUUUCUGCGCUUCAUUCGGCCAGUAAUCGCUUUAAUGCCAAACGAAAUCAUGAAGUAAUCUUUGCCCAACUUCAGGUAUGAAUAUGCAUAUGAAUACGCUCAUUUAUUUAUUACUAUUGUCAUGACAAUGACAAUCAUUAUCAUAAUUAUUUGAAAAAAUCUAUAUUUCAAGUGCUAAAAUCUACUUACAAUAGAAUCUAUAAAUCUAAAUUUUUACAUAUGUCGAUAACAAUAAAAUGUUAAAUAAAAAUACAUUACCUAUAUGUUUGUUAAGAAAAAACAAAAUAUAUUUAUAAUCAUCAUUGUAAUGAUGUUGUUAUAAUAAUAAUAAUAAUAAUAAUAAUAACAAUAACAUUUUUAUCGUUAUUAGUAUUAUUAUCAUUACCAAUAUUAUCAUCAUUGUUUCUGUUAUAAUUAUUUUUCUUAGUAAUAAUUUUUUUUUUCGAGUUGAGGCGCAAUUUGGCCGAAAUGAAUAUUAUAAUCAAGUGAGGAGACUUUUGUAUUAAUAGCAUUAUAAGCAUUACUUUUAGCAAUUCUGUGAGGAAUUUAGAUAAGCAUAAUGGAAAGCCUUCCAUGACCCGGCUUCCUUCGGUCUCAUUUACCUAGCAAAAUCUUAAAAGAAUACACAACUAUUCGCAGCUUUUAUACUUCUCAUUCAUAAUCUGAAAGUAAAGUGUCUCACGUGACAACUUCGAAUGUAAGUGGAGCUACAUGAAAACUACAAUACAGCAGUCGUAUUAGAAGAUGUCAUGCUUCAAGUUAAAUCAACACAAAUGCAAAUGGCCCAGAAAUAUCAUCGACAAUGGCUGUAAAGCAGACAAGAAAAUUGGAGAAACCUGAUCCAUGAAAUAAUUUCGCUAGCCAGGAAGUCGGCAAUGGCUUAAUUAUCUCGUGGGUAAGAACAGUUUUUACAAAAUUUGAAACUAGUUUGCUACACGAAUUAUGGAUUUUAAGCCAAUCAAUUGAAAUUUAUCGUAGCAGUUUGCAUAAACGUUGAUUAUGACAGUCUCAUUGAAAUUCUUUCUCAUUAAAGUAAUUAUUCCGACUUGUUUUAAGCCUUAAUUUUACUUUCGUUUCGUUACCAUCUGCGCGGUUUAUUUGGAGUCAUCGCCAGCAAAACCUUCUUAUCACAGGUAUGAUGAUAUUUUCUAUUGUAAAUACUUCAAAGGCUAUUGAAUACAUUCACUUGUGAAUGUUGUCAUAGAGGGUUAGGAAAAUCUUCUACUUGAGCACACGUUCUUUGAAAAUUUAGAGUUAAUUGUACUUGAUAUUCGGCCUACAGUUACAUUUUAGAACAUACUCCUUUUCCAUUCAGUAUGCAUUUGCGACUCCUAUCUAAUCUUUCCAAAAAACUGAUCGACACAACUCCACAGUCUCUCGAGUGAGAAACCUCCUUCACUUAUUCUCUGAAAUUAAUAUUCCUAUUUCGAUAAUUUAGAUGAUUGCGUGUUGCGAAGUAUUUCGAACAAUACGAGAAAUGUUCACUCGUUUUAUGCGAAAUUUAUUACUCCACCAUUAUUUCAUUUUCUUGUAUUUUUACCUUCAGUUUUCGAAACACCUUACAUGCACAGCCUUGUUUGAGCAUCAAAUCAAUCCCAUAAUACCUGUGCGAAAAUAGAAAACAACCCAAUCGAAACUCUAUAAAUGUUAGCUACGAUCGUCAAAAAUCUCCUUCGCUUUAAAUAUAUUUACGUGAAAAUUCAAACCGAUAAAAAAGGGAAAAGAUUUGGAUCGUUCAUCGCGGCCAUUUUCAGGCUCCGUCUUUUGAGCGUGUAUUUCUCUAUUCUGCAAGGUAAAAACGAGGCACAUGUUAUGGUAAAAUGGCGCAAUAAUGGAGUGUUCUAAAACAAGUAUGUAGCCUAAGAGUUGAAUAAGUCUUGGGGUUCGGCUUAAGCUCAAGACAGUCAGCCGAAAGCAAGUAUCUUAAAGACAUUUGGUAUAUAGUCUGAAUGACACUCCCUGCAUAGGUUAGCUUUACUUUCUACUUGGAAAAUAAAUUUUGCAUAACAUAGCAAUUAAAUGAAAUUCAUAGUAUUUUGCCUUGUGGAUGAAAUCGAAGUAAAAAAAAAAAUUUUCCGGUGAGCUUCAAUUGAAAAAAAUUGCAGAAAGGAAGUCUCAAUAGAUUCAGGCCUCAACUGGAAUCAAGAGAAACAAGUUUCUUCCAAAUAUUAGGGCAGUACUACCAACUGAGCUACGAAGCCAUACGUUGGCAGCGAAGCAAAAUUUAACAUGAUAAAUAUUAAAAAAAAAAGAAUAAAAAUUCGCGUAACAUAGUUGAAAUCUUGCUUUGUUUUGACUCUCCAGCACCAUCAUAUAGGGAAACAGGACCCCACUGCCAUGAAUUUCAACACUCGGAAUAUGUUCUGGAGAUUAUGUUUUGGAUUCUUAGCAACUUUGUCAUUACGGGAAAUAUUCUUAUCAUCUGGAUUUUUCUUAACCUGAGACGCAGAAAGCGUUCCACAUUUCUUCUGAUCGGUUUGGGCGUGGCUGAUUUACUGGUUGGAGGACUGGCCAUUCCUCUUUUCAUAGCGGCAUUUGAAUCAGCUUCAUUAACAGCAUGGCGUGUUUUCAACCUUGUUGACGUGUUUACAAGUACAUCGUCCAUUUAUGCACUUGCUGUCAUUUCCGUGGAGAGAAUGUUCGCCAUCGGUUGGCCUCUUCGUCAUAGAACUGCAAACUUUCGUGUUUGUAUGCCAUUUCCAUACCGUGGAUCAUAGCAGCAAUAUUCACUGUUUUCACUGAUGCAAACUUCAACUUCAUUACAAGUGACAGCGUAAUCUACCUUCUAGUUUUGUUUCCUGCAACACCUCUAUUAGUUAUGUGUGUAGCGUAUUAUGUUAUUUGGAGGAAACAAAAAUCACCAAUAUGUAACCAUAACAAUAUCAUCACAGAGACCAAAUUAGCAAACACAUUAUUUUUGAUAACAGGAGCUUCCGUUUUCACCUGGCUUCCAUUCCAGACUUUUAACAUGUUGGUAAAUUUGCAUGUUUUUCCAUCUUUUUCUUACCUGCAACUGACAGCAUUCAUGGUCAGGGUUUUACAAUACAGCAAUUCGUUUGUGAAUGUAAUUAUUUAUCCACUGAGAAUCUCAGAGUUUAAAAACUACCUGGUUCACUUACUUCGCUCGGCUGUGCGGUCCUCUUUCAGUUUUUAAACUCUGGGGUAUCUCCUUUAUCUGGGUCUGGGUCUGGGUCAGUUGUGUCCUGAAUAAGAUUUACGAGUAUGCAGUUUUUCUCACCGAUCUAUAAGCAAGAGACUGUAGUUUGAUACAUUUAUUUAAUAACUUUUAGUGAUACAAUUUUUGGGAAAUCGUGCUUGUAAUUCAAAUCAGACUUGUGCUAAGCGACUGGACAUAUUAAUACAUUUUGGUUAUUCUUUGAAUUUUUCUUUAUCAUCUCUGAUCUGUUUGAGUGUAAAAGUCAGAUCCCUUGAUAAAUCUCAAACUAGUUCGAUGCUAAGGUAAAUAGAGGUGUGUACUCACCGAGAACGAACGCAUAUAUCAGACACUCUCACAUCAGCUGAGAUAAUAGCCUUGAUAAGUAUCCCUAAAGAUGAAGUACGAGUGGCAAUAUCAUCAGACAAAACUGAAUAUUCAUAGGAUUCUGACGUUAUCAGACCGGGAAACACCGUACCGCCAAGCUCAAAAGGUCACUUGUAAUGUCCAAUGGUAAGUUAAGAUAAAAAAAAGAUGAAAAAAAAAGUACAAUAAUUCAUGCCUUCUUUGCUCAAAGCAACCUCCACAAUUUGUUAAACCUGAGAAUUUUUAUGAAUGUAGCGCAAAAAAAGAUUUAGUUGUAUUCUGAAUUGUUUCCUUUGAAAAUAUUAUCUUUUCGAAGAGAUUAUUUGAAUAAAUUUAAGAUACCUUUUCACCAAGGUUCACUAUUUAAGUAUUAUUAACACCUUCUUCUCGUUUAUCAAAUAGUUUCCUCAUAGGUAUCCAAAGAUAAACUUAAAGCCAACAUGUUCCCCUUCGACACCUUAAAGGCGGAUAGUGCAAAUCACUUUCGAGUUUGCCUAUAAGAAGGUGUGAAACUGAUACAUAAGAAGUAAUAAAGAAUCACCACUUAAUUAAUUGAUAACUUUAUUAGAUAAAUCAAUCACUCAAUUUUGGCUCAUUUGGUAUAAAUGUGCAAUGUACUCCUCGAUUUGGGUAAUAAGAAAUAUGAGAGAUAGAGGGAGGGAGAGAUAAAGAUUCAUUACCAUCACCGUUGCCCGUUUCAUUCUUUACUUUUUAUAUUAUGUUAGUGCUUGAUGUAAAUUGUUAACGACUGUUGAAAAUAGCCAAGUUGCCUCAUAUUGUACACAAUUCUUUAUAAUAAAUAUUGCAUCUAAACAAUUUGGCUGCUUGCACCAUCUCACUUACCUCAAAUAGCUCAUUGAACCACAAUAGGACAAGCUUAUCGAGAAUAUAUUUUGCUUGAGCUAUGACCGGGAAAGUCAAUCAGUUUAAGUUUCUGCUAUCUGUGAAAGCAGCUUGUAAAGCGGUAAUUUAAAUCAGGUGAAAAAAAGGCCGGUGUGAGUGCAUUGUCUCAGGAAGAUCGAUGGCUCGUGUCGACUUCUUUGGUCAGUGUUAGUGGUUGAACGUCAAUCUAUACACUUGUAGUCAUUUCCUGGAGAGAAUGUUUGCCAUCGUAGGGCCUCUACGUAGCAGCGUCCGUCAUUUCGUCAUUAAAUGUGUGCUUUUGCCGUACCGUGGAUCAUAGCAGCAAUAUUCACUUCUCUAACGAUUCUUGACUUCGAGGUAAUUACAAACCUCUAACUUAAAAAUGUAUUUUCCUCUUGUUCCUGACCACACCAUUGCUAACGAUGUGGGUCGCGUAUUUUAAUAUCUGGAUAAAAAAAAAAUCCCCAAAGGGAAUCCGAAAUCCCAGAGCUGCAAGAGAAUCAAAAUUAGCCAACAUAUUAAUUCUGAUUACGAGAGCUCCACUUUUAGCUUGAUUCCAUUUCAAAUUUGGAAUAAUUUUGUUGUUUUGAAAGGUUUAAGGAUUUCAUUAAAAGCGACGUACCUCAUAAUUAAGCUUUCAAAGUUCAGCCACUAGCUUGUUCAGCAACGAGCUUGCUGAUUUAUCCGCUAAAAAUUCCAGAAUUUAAGACAGCACUUUCUAAGAACAUAUCAGGGCCAUGAGGCUCCAUUUACGAGACCAAAAACUGAGCUUUUCCCACCUGCUGUUCUUUUGACUAGAAUCGCAUGAAAGUGUUGCUAACUGGCACAUUUUACACCAAGUAUGGCAAUUGGCUUUCAUGUAAUGUUGUGGAUAACUUAAAAGAAGUGAUAUAUUAAACUGUCAUCUCUUGAAUUAUAAGCAUUUGAAACGCCUUGAGAAAGUUGCAAUAUCCCUUCUCGCGUGAAUUGAUUUUAAGCUUUAUCAAUAAAGGGCAAAAUUACUGAGCGCUGAUUGGUUGAGAGAGAGGGCAUUUUUUCUUAAUCGAGGGCAUUUUUAGUAAUCAAGAGAGGGCAUGAUUACCUUGUUCAGUUAAAAGCACUUUGUUGUUUUUCUGUUGGCAGAAACGCUCUGUUGAAAUGAGCUUUGUUUUCUAGACUUUUGGCAGUGUAUCACGACACAGUUUUGGAGAAUAAAAUUUCAUUGAAUCGAUUGGUCAGUUCAAUUUGAUUGAUGAUUUGCCGUAGCGCUAAACAGGCUUCCCAGAUAAAAAUAGACUGCGCGCGUGAUUUUCCUUCGUAUAAAUUUUGCCCUUUAUUGAUAAACAAGUAAUCCCAUGAGACCUCGUACUAUUAAGGAUUAAUUGCACUUGAGUUUUCAAAAUUUUCCAAAAUUGCCCUCGUCGCUUCGCGACUCGGGCAAUUUGGAAAAUUUUGAAAACUCUCGUGCAAUUAAUCCUUAAUAGUACUUGGCCUCAUGUGAUUACAUAUACUAAUGUAUAGUUUCAAAUGAAGCAGCUUUGACUGCCAUAAUCCUAGGUAUACACAAUACAAUACAAACUUUAUCAGCACACCCCAGGGGGGCUUUUUUGGUAAAAGUAAUCAAUCUAGAUUUUUGGAUUAGAUGUUAAAAUCCGCUUAUGUACGCAUUACAAAUUCAGCUUUUACUCUAUAUCUUUGGUAUCUCGUUAUAAAUACUUUCCCACAUUUGCGACGUUGCAUCCUCUUAGUCGGCAAAUCAAGUAGACCCUCUGUUUAUUUAUUUUGGAAGUAGUUACCAUUUUUUGGAUACAAACACGUCCUAUAUAUAUUUGAAUGUUUCCGUUGAUCAGAUUUUACAGCGUGAAGUUUGAUUUCAUGACUGGCUAAUCCCAAAAAAACGUUGUUGCGUAAGCAGCUCCUUGCAACGUUGAAAUUAAGUAAUGGCAAUACACCUGCCGUUUUAUUGGUGCAGCACCAACAUAUAAUCUCUAGAACUCAUUUCUAAAGCAACGCUUCGAAAGUGGAAGGAUUAUAUCGCUACGAUCGUUUAUUAGUUGAAAAUACAUACAGCAUCAACACCAAGUGGGAAUGGAACGAGAUGAGUUCCGUCACGUGGGAAAUUCCAUUUCAUUCGACGUGUGAAAAUAUUGCUAGGAAAUGUUCAUUCGGCCAAUCUAAGGUCUUAGUCGUCUUCCUGCUUCGCCGAUGUAUAACUUAUUGCAAUAAGUGUAAGUUAUGCAGCGAAUAACAUUGGCGGAGGUACACGUAAAGUGAUCAAUGAUCUUAAUGGAUCUCUUGGGUCCCGAUAUUUUAUCUACUUUAUGAAUGAAAGAACAAGUUUUGCAUCGUGAGCGAGCGCAUUUGAAAGUUCCAGAUUGAUCACUGGUUUGAAAUGAACUCCUGACUAAAGAGUUGCCUAUGUUUUUGUCACGUUUGAAUGAAAUAAAUGGGGGUUGCGAAAAGAUAGUGCCCUUCUCUGAAUCGUUUUGGAGUAAUUUGAAAUUUUAAAGAAUGAUGGAUUUAACUGCGUGGUUGUGAGGGUGAAAUGUAAGAGUAAAUGGAAUGCGGUCAGUGUUAUCCUUCUCAGCCGUUUGUAGUGCUGACUGUCGAUCAAUUUGUUGGGCACGGUGGUGGCCCGCUUGAACGACAGAGACAGGAUAGCCACGUAUGGAGUUCUUGACUUGUGAUGGAUGUGAAGAUGAAUACAACUGUAUUUAUGUAUUCAUCUUCACAUCCAUCACACGUCAAGAACUCCAUACCUUUUUCACAGUUUCUCAGACUUCGUCGUUUAUAUGAAACUGUAGGUUUAUAGUAAACACUAGUGCAUAAAACGUUGCCUUCGAUUGAAAUUUUUAUGUCUAGAAAAGCCAAAGAAGUGUCGGAAAUUUCCCAGGUAUAUUUAAGAGCCGGAUGAAAGGAAAUGACGGCGGUUAUAAAUUGAGUGAGCUCCUCUUUGGUAAAGGAGGUAGCGCCGAUCCAAACGUCAAUGUAACGGCCGUAGAGUUCAGGUUUUGGGCCGUGGUGUUGACUAAAAAAUUGAUGUUCGAUAAAACUUACAAAAGAUUGGCGUAGCUGGGUCCAUAUGCGUUUUAGUACCCAUGGCUACGCCAUUAGUUUUUGUAUGUAGUAGUUGCCACCGAAUGAAAAGCGAUUGAGUGUGAGCACUAGUUCGGCUAGACGGAGUAGUGUUUCAGAGCUGGCUUAACAGUGCGAUGAUCGAAGAAAUGUUUGAGGGCCCGGAGACCUUCGUCAUUGGGAAUGACAGUAUAAAGAGAUAUUAUAUCCAUAGUAAAAAUAAGUUUGUUUUGGCCGAGGAAACUAAAGUCACGAAAAAUUUCAAGUGCGUGUUGGCUGUCCUUGAUGUAAGACGGUAAAGUUUUGACGAUAGGUGCCAUAAUUUUAUCUAAAUAGCUGGAAAUAAGUUCGGUGGGACAACUGCAGGCAGAAACGAUGGGUCGACCUGGGUUGUUAGGUUUAUGGAUUUUAGACAGCUACGCGAAGGAAACCUUUGUGAGUCCCGAGGGGAUCGUCGGCUGUCAGAAAAUUUAGAAUCAAUUCAGUCAUGAUUAAGAAAGAGAAAAUUAGUCCUUUCACGCACAAUGGAAAAUGCUGAUAUUAUGACGCGCCGCCUUACCCGGGACAUUUUUAUAACAAAGAACGAUAUUUGAGACGACAUGUUGCCGCUUCUACUUAUUUUGUCUAAGUGCGAGCUUGGGUCUUGAAUAAAUUUAUCUCAAGAAUUUUCUUCACCUAGGGACAUUUUUAUGACGAAGGACGGUAUAUAGGACGGUAUGUUGCUGCUUCUAUUGAGUGAGAUUGUAUCUUGAACUAAUUUUAUCUCAUGAAUAAUAGGUUAUGUAAAUCAGAAAUUUAUUAGUGACUCUUAAUGACACAAUUGUAAAACCGCUCUUGUCUCCCAAAACCUAGACAAAAUUCGUUUAGAAAGGAAGAUUGAUUACAAAGAUCUUUAGGCUGUUCUCUACAUUGUCACGCUUGAGAGGUGUGGUGUCCAAGCAAGCAAAUUUAAUAUUCACAAAAUUACGAGACAACCUACGACUGAUAUAACCUACACACACAAGUCUCGUAUUCGGCGCACGCCUGUCUCGACAUUAGCAUUCGUAAUUUGACAAGUGCAUGACAUUUUCACAAGUAUGCCACUCCUUGACAGCUAUGUUACAAUCGGGAUAAAGAAAACUUGUUUCACUUCACGUGUUCGUGAAAGACAAGCGGAAAAAAAAAAACAUAAACUGAACGACAGUAGUGAGCAGAAAUGAAAUGCAACGCUCUUCGAUGAAUCGGAAUUUCCUGCUCUGACUCGAAAAAAGGAAAGGAAGAAUUUUUAUCGGAGAAUCUUUUUUGUGGUUAUCCCCACCCACGCCAGGGGCUGUCCUGGGGAAUUCCUAUUGUUUUCAUAUCCACGCAUGGAGUUGUGACGUAGUUCGUUAAUGUUUCGUUCCUUUGUGUACCGGUACACGAGGACACAACCCACGCCAGCCUAUCGCGUCGUAUUUAAGUAAAAACAAACUUUUCGAAAUAUUCAAAAGUUAUUCAUGGUCAUAUGAUAAAAUGCUUAUUGACUGAGUCGAGUCAUACAUAAUCCCAAUUUACAUAUAUGAAGUUACCGCUUUUUCCGGUUAGAAAUCUUUGUUAAACACCGCAGUUUAUAUGAUAGUUUGCAUUUAUCAGUCGGACCAGCCCAAUUUUCACAACUUCAGUGUUUUUCUAGCAAAAUAAUAGUUUUCUCAAGAGCUUUGGGAAUAAUGACGAAUAAUAAACAAUUCAUUCUUUUUAAUACCUCGCCUUUCAACUUACCACCUGCUACAAGUUACAGGUGACAAUAGGCCAGAUAUGUCAUUAAUAAAAACGCUGAUGAAAAUUCGCAAUCAAGCUUAUGCAAGGAAAGAGUAAUUUUCUGGGGUUAUCUUUCAAUGAAAAAGACGAAGUAUUUCGAAAACGGUAAACUUAUAUGUAAUUCGGCAGAAUAAGAAAAUUAUUUUUUUCUUGAAAUCAUAGUCAAACAUACAGAUGUUUCAGUCUUUAUUGCAUUUGUUAAGGCUUUCGUCAGGCAAUUGUGUGUCUUGCAGACGUCACUAUGAGGAAGUUAAAAAUACAUCAAACGCUCCUGGCCCUUCCGCUGUUACCUUAAAAAUGGGCAUAGGCAUAGAAAGACCUUUCCUACUCUGAAAUUUAUAGAAAAUGAACAGAAACUGUGGUAUUUAAAAGGGAAAAAAGCAUUUUGCUCUUAGAAGAACCUUAGUUUGGAUGAGUUAAUCUUGAACUUUGGAGAAAAAGUAUUUAUUAGCCACUUCAAUACCGUUUUGGGGAAAUUUUCCUGCGGAAUUAAGGUUAGUUACGGUAUCUCUAGUAAUUCAUUUUUCGCUUUUUAAACCUAAUUUUUAACUCUCUGCACUGUGACAGGUGAAGACUGGUAGAAUUAAAAGACAACAGUUCCAACCUUGCAAAGAAGUUUGACCGCCGUUAAGCUAUUACAAAUACCGUCCCAUAUUCUUCUGUGAUCUGAGUUGUUUUCAUCGAAUCUCAGCGUAAGGUAAAGCUUUCGCUAAGUCUAAUUAGAAUUAUCUGUGAAUGCUUAAGCUGGCAAAAGCUUUCGCUUGGAUCGCGGACAGUUCACAUAAUUGUCACAUACUCCUCGCAUAAGAAAAUUCGAAUUACGCAACUAACUCGCAGCCAGCUGUUCCUUGAAGCAAAUAAAAUAAGGGCUUUAGAGUUCUUUACUAUUAAUUUUGAGAAAUUUGGUCGAACUCUCUAAUUCUUAUCGUGAGACAAAGUUUAAAACUAACGGCGCCGCAGAUAAAUUCAGCAGCACAUUUGUGACUUUAUCAUCACCGAAGUAAGAUGAUUAUUUUUCCUCAAAUAUUUUUGGUGUGGGAAACAGGAGUGAAGCAAUCUUCUACUUUUCUCAAGUAGAGUAGUGAAACUCCACAUUUACAUUUAUUUAUCAAUUGCUCUCACCAUCUUUGCGGAGAGUCAUUAAAAAUAGAAGCAAAUUAAUCUAAUUUAGUCGGACUGCGUUAUUAACGAAUAUUUGCUUGGUCUCUUUCGCUGAUGAGAUUCCUUUGCUUUUUAACCCUUCAAAGAGACCUAAAAUGGUGGUAGGGAAUUCUUAGGUAGAUACGUACUCUAUUUUUCUUUACUGUAUAAUGGAUAGGUGUACGUUUCCAAGAGUCGCAAUUCGACCAGACCUGUGAAACAGAGAAGAGAGAAUAAUUGCUGGGACUAAAGCUUAAAUAAAUCUUGUUUAGAGGAGUAAAUUCUGGCUUUCCCAUGGAGUCGUUAAUAACAUAAGAGUGAUUGAGGAGACUCCUAGUAUAACUUUAGGGUUUCUUUAGGUCUCACAACUGAUAUUAUACUGUAUCACAUAAACUGCGGUGUUAUACAAGGAUUUCCGGCCCUGAGAAAAGCCGUCACAACGCACGUGAAAAAAUAUCAUACUUUUUUACGUGUGUUGAUAUAGCCAAUCAGCUGUUGACACGUCACUCGCCUUUGGUGCCCCUCGGUCAGGUUGAUGAAUAAACGGCAAAGACUUCAUGACUCUCAAUACAAGUUGUUUGCCGAAGCUUUCGCGAAUUAUGGUGGCUAAAACACUAAAAAAUCAGUAUCGUUGACAGAAAUGAGGUUCAAACUUUCCUAGAAGAGGAAGAAAACCAAUAUAUUAAAAAAAUAAACCGAAAGUUGCACAUUCAGAGGCUUAAGUGUUAGCAUUUCUCUCGGCUGAGAAUGAAAAUCGAUAAUUGGAAGAUUUGCCACUGGCUGAUUUUAGCCGUGUACCUGAAAUACUUCUUCUGUCGGUAAGGACAAAGUCAAUAAAUGAAAAUUUUCUCGUGUUCAAUUCGGCAUCUCACUCGUUCGCUGCGCUCGCUCAUGGGCUAUCGAGUUGAACACUCGAAGAGAAAUUCCAUAUCUACGCGCGCCCAUGUAUUAUUCUCUAUUUAAAACUACUCUUUGGAAAGUUUAUGGUAGUGAAUCAAUUUGAAUUUUACCUUGAUAUUGAAAAUACCUUUAAGAAUCCUGCAUGAUACCUUUUACAUUAGUCAUCGAUGCAUCAACCUCGAGCCGACCAUGAAGUCUAAAAAAAUUAAAAGCAAAAUGUGUCUCCAGCUUGUGACUCAAAGACACUGAUAAUUGUUAUUUGUUUCGAGGGUUCCCUACGAUGUCUUGUGAAUCACCUUCACGAGAAACCUUAAUUUGCUGCUGAUAAAAAGCAUGACGAGUCAGUAAAUUAUACUGAUAUUUGGAACAGCACUACUCAAUUACAUCGCUUUUACCAAGUCAUACAUCAAAAGUGAUAUGCAUGCAACCAGACUGUACUCUGACUCUUUUCGUUUGAACAUCCCAUCGGUAAGUUUAUUUGAAUUAGUUCAAUAUACCUUUAAGCCGAGGUUCAGUCAUUUUAGCAUAAUUUGCCACCUUCUUCUCUUUUAUCAAAAAGUUUACUCAUCAGUGCCAUCGUGUUUCCUUUCGACACCUAAGAGCUGGAUAAUACAAAUCACCCUUAAAUUUCCCACUAAGAACGUGCGAAAAGUACUAUUCAAUCACAUUGCUUUUACCAAGCCAUACAUACACAAUGUUCACAUUUCGAUAUAUUUAUCGUUGUAAAUUGCUAUUCCUAUGCUAUUGCCCAUGCUAUUCCUUAAAACAUGUUCAAUUUCUUAACGGUUCCUCCCGUAAAUUAACACGGAGUCACACAACAUGUGACGCUUUCAUGAAUUAAUCGUUUGCUUUUUAUCAAGACGUGAGCCUGGGAAGCCUUUGUUCUCACGAGUCUGCACUCGAAUUAUCGAAAGAAGCGUUGCAUCUCUCUGCUGUUUUUCUUUCGAUAUAUUAACGAGUAAAGUUAGAAAUUAACCAAGUGCUAAUGUUGAUUGGUCGAUGUGCUCUCGUGGGGAGUCCUAGUUCGCGGUAAAUUCAGACUAAAAAUAGACUUGUCUGUGAAAACACCGUGACAAAAAUACAGAGCAGUUGUGGGCUCCAAGUGUUGGGCCCCUGCCAGAACUACGCUCCGAUUGAGUGCUAUUUGUAAGGUCAUUCAUAGAUAAUUCAAGGGUAUUGCGUCAAGUGCAAACUUCUGCUCCGCAGUGUUCCUCUUCUCCUCGCUGUUUCAAGACGGGUCAUCUAUUGCGUCACGUAUCGUCACGUGUCCUAACGUUUUCGUUCCCUUUGCAGCUGUAUGAAAGCUUUGGUUACUUACUAAAGUCAACCAAACUUUUUUUGGCGACUACUACGAACCGUUGAUAUUUUCAAAACUAGUUGUACCUGCGAAUAAAAACAAGUUCUUCAUCGAAGCUAAAAUUGAAAAAAAACAAAAUAAAAAAACAAUUAGCGACGCCGAGUUGAAGACAUAACACUUGAUUGUCAGUUUGGAUACGAAGAUAUCGAAAAGCACGGAAUAGCAACUAAAUACCCAGGGUAUUGGACCAGAACGAGUAAACUGAACGUAUAAUAAGAAUAUCAUUAUACAACUGCACAAAGUAGAUUACAAAUAACGGGCGAAUUGAGUACUUAUAUCUUGCAAUAUUGUACGGUUAUUUGGACACUUGGUUAUUUUGCACCGUAAAACAACCUGUUUAACCAGUCGGCUUCGCGCGUUAUGUUAUAAAAUAACUGGUUCAUGCUUUAAGCUAUGCAACUUCAUAAGUUUGAAGAGCACUCAGAAAGCUAGAGUUAAAACUCUUACGCUUCUCUCAUGCUCACCAAUCUUCCCGCGUGCAUCCAUUUGACGAUUAGCGAAGCAUUGUUCUUGUCAGUUCGUUUACCAUUAGAAACGUGGAAAGUUUCCCGUAAAAACAUCGUUUAAGGUUAUAUAAGUUUCUUCUAAAUAUUAGGACAGUACUAAAACUGAGUUACGAAGCCACACGUUGGUAGCGAAGCAAAAAUUUAAUAUGAUGAAUAUUGAUAAAAAGAAUAAAAAUUCAUCUAACAUAGUUGAAAUCUUCCUUUGUUUUGACUCUCCAGCAUCAUCUAUAGGGAAACAGGACCCCAUUGCCAUGGAUUUCAAAACUUGGAACAUGUUCUGGAGAUUAUGUUUUGGAGUCUUAGCAACUUUGAUCAUUACGGGAAAUAUUCUCAUCAUCUGGAUUUUUUUUAAGCUGAGACGCCGAAAGCGUUCCACAUUUCUUCUGAUCGGUUUGGGCGUGGCUGAUUUACUGGUUGGAGGACUGGCCAUUCCUCUUCUCAUAGCAACAUAUAAAUCAGCUUCAAUAACAGUAUGGCGUGUUUUCGACCUUGUUGACAUGUUUACAAGUACAUCGUCCAUUUAUGCACUUGCUGUUAUUUCCGUGGAGAGGAUGUUCGCCAUCGGUUGGCCUCUUCGUCAUAGAACUGCAAACUUUCGUGUUUAUAUAUGUGCUAUUGCCCUACCGUGGAUCAUAGCAGCAAUAUUCGCUAUAACAUUUUUCGUUUUUGCAAACUUCAUCUUCAUGACAAGAGACAGCGUAAUCUACCCCAUAGUUUUGUUACCUGCAACACCUCUAUUAAUUAUGUGUGUAGCGUAUUAUGUUAUUUGGAGGAAACAAAAAUCAACAAUAUGUAACCAAAACAAUAUCAUCAGAGAGGUCAAAUUAGCAAAAACAUUAUUUUUGAUAACAGGAGCUUCUGUUUUCACCUGGCUCCCCUUCCAGAUUCUUAACCUGUUGGCAUAUUUGCAAAUAACCGCAAACUUUUCUCACAUGCUACUAAUGGUACUCAUUAUCAGGGUUUUGCAAUAUAGCAAUUCGUUCGUGAACGUAAUUAUUUAUCCAUUAAGAAUUCCAGAAUUUAAAAACUACCUGCUACACUUACUUCGUUGU